AUGGUUAAUAUUGAAGUGCUUUCAUUGAGUGUGAAUCGCGUUGAAACAUUACAACCUCUACGUAAUUGUACUCGAUUAGUGGAAUUAUAUUUGAGGAAAAACAAUAUUGAAAGCCUCACCGAACUUGAGUAUCUCAAG
Messenger RNA from Cooperia oncophora, 138 nucleotides. The record is from the annotation of a GenBank genome assembly. NCBI's taxonomy places the organism in Eukaryota, Metazoa, Nematoda, Chromadorea, Rhabditida, Trichostrongylidae.